UCCUGAGUUGACACUCGCAGAUACUCUUGAUUUCUACUCCAUGUCACCCAUUCGUGUCGGUUUGAUCGGUCUCUCUGGCUCGCCGCCCGACAAAUAUCAGGGGACUGGCUGGGCUGCUUCCGCACACCUACCUUACCUUCUCGACUCGGACGCAUACACCCUCGCCGCCUUGUGCAAUACCUCUGUAGAGUCAGCCAAGAACGCGGUCAAGUUACAUGGCUUACCCGAAUCUACGAAGACAUAUGGUAGCGUCGAGGAACUCUCCGCCGAUCCUAACAUCGACCUCGUCGUAUCAUGCGUCCGCGUAGACAAACACUACCCGACCACCGUACCCGCCCUCCGUGCUGGAAAAGCGGUCUUCACCGAAUGGCCACUCGGAGCCAACCUGGACGAAGCGAAAGAGAUGACCGCCAUCGCGAAGGAACGACACGUGAGGAACUUCGUGGGCCUCCAAGGGCCAUUUUCACCCUUGAUCAGGCGGGUUAAGGAAUUGGUGGAUGGUGGCAGGAUCGGUAAGGUCCUGAGCAGUACGUAUGCCGCUGCUCCGGGAAAUGGAGGGGCCACGGAGAAAUGGACCGUCGAUUAUUUUACGACGAGGGCGGUGGGCAGUAAUCCUGUUACUGUAGGCGUGGGGCACGCUCUGGAGUACAUUGAGUACAUCCUCGGCCGUAUCGAAACUUUCGAUAGCCUUAUGCUCAAUGGCCAUCCCAUAGUCGACAUCAUCGCGCGUGACGGGUCCGUCUUCGAGAAAGGACGCAAAAAGGAUGUGCCCGACCAAGUCAUGUUCCACAGCAAGACCUCCAACGGCGCCCUCUUCUCCUUCUACUUACGCGGCGGACAGCCCUUCCCCGGCACCCCCGCUCUCGAGUGGCGCAUCCACGGCUCAACCGGCGAGAUCCGAAUCACUUCGCCCGCCACGUUCUUGAAUGUCGGACAUCCGGAGAGUAAGAUCGAGGUGCAUGACCAGAAGACGCCGGGGCGGGUUGAGGUGGUGGACCCUUUGGAGGACGAGCUUGGACAUUUGGGGUUGCAGGCGAGGAAUAUUGGGAGGAUGUAUGAGUUGUAUGUGAGGGGUGAGGAGGGAGGGUAUGAUUUUGAACAUGCGGUGGAGAGGCAUCGGUUCUUGGACGAGUUGUUCCGUCGAUACGACGCACAGGCGUAAGGUCUGAGAUUGAAUCAUCUCGCCAGAUUGCUGGUUCGAAAUAUACGUGUACAGUAGAGUAGAUGAUAGUGACCCAAGAAUGCUAUAUCCAUAUCUUGUGCAUGGUAGUCUUCC
This is a messenger RNA of Stereum hirsutum FP-91666 SS1, 1276 nucleotides long. Its product is annotated as oxidoreductase. The transcript has 3 exons. NCBI's taxonomy places the organism in Eukaryota, Fungi, Basidiomycota, Agaricomycetes, Russulales, Stereaceae. Gene Ontology annotation, molecular function: nucleotide binding. Bases 41 to 1162 code for a protein of 373 amino acids. The record is from RefSeq and is a predicted model, not a curated record.